GGCUACUGCUGCUACCUGCAUCACCACAACCACCACCAGCAGCACCAUCACCAAUACCGCAACCUGUGCCUACUCCCCAUCGCUUGGUCUAUCUGUCUGUCUGUGUGUCUCUGUCCAAACCGAACAUGGAAUCCAGACAACACGGUUUCCUUCUCACCUGGAAUUUUCUCUUGGUUUUCCUCAUAUCAAACUUAAAUGCAGACCUGGAUGUCAAAUGCCAAGAGCAGCAGAACAUGCUGUACACCUUCUGGAAUACGAAAAUGAUAUGGUAUUCAGCUUCAAAAUUUUGCAAAAAAUACCAUAGCCAACUGCCUUACCUCAAAGACAUGGAAUCAGUGAAAGCAAUUGGAAAAGCAUUCCACCAAACAAGAAUACGACACUUCAAGCAUUCCGAUCACUGGAUCGGAUUACAAAGUUCCUCCAGAGGAAAGGGCCAACAUUGGGAAUGGGAAGACGGAACUCCUUUGAGCUUCAGUUUCUGGAGCAGGAAGUAUCAUCCCAAUGUCUUGAACUACCAUUACUGUGCCUACAUGGAAUCGGGGUCCAGAUGGAUGUCGAAAAAAUGCGUGGAAAGGUCAUCGGUUGUCUGUGUUGCGGAGAACCACGGCUGGUCAAAAUGGACCCCUUGGUCUGCCUGCGAUUGCCGUACCAACACAGCACAGCGGUCAAGGACCUGUCGAUCGAUUCCAAAUCUCUCCAGAUGCAACACCUGUAAUGGUCACACCACAUCGGAAGUGAAGGGCUGCGAAUGUUCUAGCAGAAAGAUGAAGUUCCAGAAAUUUCCUUGGAAGAAUGCUCCCAGGAAAUCUCUUCCUUCUCCAACUGGAGUUUCCAGUCUCCAGGGUUGUGCAAGCAUUUGCUUUGAGAAUCGAAUGUGCACCAGUUUUGUUAAAGAGAAAAACGAAUGUCACUUAUUCGCAGAUGUUCUGGGUGCCGGUCAGCCGAAUAAAUAUUCAUUUACAUAUGGUUAUAGACUAAUUGACUACAAUGGAAAUUAGUAAUUAGUAAUUUUGAAUGUUGCUAUAAUGAAAAUUAUGAUUAAAAUAUAGUGGAAGUUUGUUUUUAACAGUGGAAUUUGAAGCAGAUAAAGCUAUGUGGUUUGUAAAUUUAGGUUAGAAAUAAUUCUCCAUUUGGAUACAAAAAGUUUUAGGUUGCCUUCAACAUUUUUUUUCCAAAUAAAAUAUUUUUCAUGCUUUUAUUUAUAGUUUUAUCUGAAAUGCUGAGAUGGUGGAAUUGCUAGUGGUUCAGCCAAAAUGCUCGGCUGUAUUUCAUCCUAGUUCUUUAUGUUCUGGGUUCAAGUUCUGCUGAGGCCGACUUUGUCUUUCAUCCUAUUGGGGUUGGUGAAAUAAAUACCUGACAAGCACUGGAGUUGAUGGAAUCGAUGACUAACCUGC
Octopus sinensis (East Asian common octopus) is the source of this 1394-nucleotide messenger RNA. RefSeq lists its product as uncharacterized. Gene Ontology annotation, cellular component: external side of plasma membrane. NCBI's taxonomy places the organism in Eukaryota, Metazoa, Mollusca, Cephalopoda, Octopoda, Octopodidae. Gene Ontology annotation, molecular function: carbohydrate binding. The transcript is spliced from 5 exons. Gene Ontology annotation, biological process: biological process involved in interspecies interaction between organisms. The record is from RefSeq and is a predicted model, not a curated record. Bases 126 to 998 code for a protein of 290 amino acids.